CCUUGCUUCUGCGAGAAGGCCAGAGUCAGCCUCACCGUUCCUCCACUGGACCUUUUGUCUUCCGUUCAUCGGAGUCCUCUACCCUGCCACGAAAGGAACCUUUACCGGCCUUGCCACACGAGCUGUCACCGUUCUAGAAGCGGGAAGGAAUCAGGGCGCUUUUCGCUUCACCGACACAGCCACGAUCCAUGAGAUCUCGACCGCCUUAAACAGUCAUAGUUCUGCUCAAGUGAAUCUCAGUCACAUCAUUGACUGUUCAUCUUGAUUGAGAGGUUACCGCCACCUCCUCAACCGGCAAACUUCCAUCUUGAUCAUGCUACUAGUCGCAGGAUCUGGAUGUUGUGACCGAAGGAAAUCUUCACGAUAUGAUAAUUGAUCAACUCAUCAGAUGAUGGCCAAAUCCCAGCCUCGGUGCUCUCUGCAAGACACCAUCGAUCUUGGAAAAUUCUUUGAUCUGGAUGAAACCACAAUACUGACGCAAAUCAAAGAGGCUUUCGAACCAGAACUGGAACGCCUCAAGUCGGCAAAGGCUGUCGAAGGCACCGAUCAGCAACGUUAUGCUAAUGGAACAUUCGACAAUCCGAGCCCUUCGCAGAUACUGUACGGCACGAAUUAUGACGAGAUCAAUCGGACGUUGGUAGGCGUCCUGGCUCUCAGGUGGAUUCAUAACGAAGACUACCAACGCUUCACUCGUGGUCAAUUGCCUGAAUGUCGAUUGACCGAAGAAUCCUUCCAAUGGCUAUGCAAAUUGUUCUCAGAGGGAUUGAAAAGUGGCAAUGACUUAUUUACCUUGAUUUUGUCCAUGGUCAUUAACGAUCUUGGAAAGGAUCCGAAUCUCGAAGAGGACUUUUUCUUUCACACUCGUCAACGCUUGACCGAGCAAAACCACGAUGCUCUGCUCUUGGAGGCCGCGAAGGCGGGGAUGGUACCAUGUCUUGACUACCUCACACCUGAGAGGCGAGAAGACGUAAUGCUAGGACUGGAACUCGGGUCGGAGUUGAAUGCUGGUCAAUUGGCUCAAGCCGAAAGUGUCCCGAUCAACCUGGAGGGUCUUCUCACCAUGAAAAACCAUGAACAUGCAUUCGAGCUUAAGUUCAUGGAGCAGGUCUUGGAUGUUGCCGGUGCGGCGGGUCAUCUGGAUUCAUCAGGUGCAAAGAAUCUGAUCGAGCCCGUAUUUCAGGCAUUCAAAACAGUUCACGAAAUAUCCCUAGAGAUCAUAGCCGGUAAGGUUACUCUUCGACAAGGCUACGAUAAGAUCCUGACAAAACGUGGCAAUAUGCUCUCCUUCAAGGGUUUCCGCAGACUGAGUGUUAGCGAUCGCAAAGAUCGAGCACUCUUGCGGCUGUUGACAAUGGGCCGCACAGCCGAUAAGGACCAAGCAGAGCUCUUUUCCAAAGCAUUUGAUGCACUUGACUCAGCAAGCAAGGAAAAACUCAUCAAAGGCCUGAACAUUGAUGGGAACGUCAAUGAAACAGCAGUUUUACCAUAUUAUAUGCCUGCCAUAAUUUCUAGAACUAUGGAAAAUACCCAAGACUCGGACGAAGACGGCCAACAGAAAGCACUGACAAGCCUUAUGCGGUACCUUGCCAGAGUUCUCGAGAGUGGCAGUGUCGUUAUCGGACUCGAAGGCGAAAGAAUGACAGACGGUGAAGCACCUGGAAUUGUCAUUGAGCGAAAUAUGUCAAAAGCUCAAGAUGUUAUCAACAGCCCAGAAUUCAAAGAGAACCCAGAUAUUCUUAAUGGUCUAGCCAUACCGGAUGGGCAGGUCCUUCAACGACGGCGGACCAGCCAGUCGUGGUGAGUUGGGCACCAGAAAUCUCGCACUCUAGAAAGUCUCAAGGCUCGCCUUUGGGGCUAAGAGAUUUCGAGACGGUCCUCACGAUUCCUCGACGCGUAUUGGCGAAACCGUGGAUUUCUGAGGAGCAGAGAAAAGCUUCAAGGACCAGCUUCGUCUGAACCAGUCUCUUCGCAAGGAUGAACACAAAUACCCUGGUAAACAGGUCCUCACCCGAGACUUUUGGGCAGCAUCCGACGAAAAAGUUUCGUAAGAAACAAUACAUAUAUUCCUCCUUCGAGGUUUGCCCUCUUCUGCAUUUCCAACUCCAAAAUCCUACUGCUACCGCUUGCCGCCCGC
This is a messenger RNA of Exophiala xenobiotica, 2134 nucleotides long. RefSeq lists its product as uncharacterized. The coding region runs from base 389 to 1801 and encodes 470 amino acids. The record is from RefSeq and is a predicted model, not a curated record. The transcript has a single exon. NCBI's taxonomy places the organism in Eukaryota, Fungi, Ascomycota, Eurotiomycetes, Chaetothyriales, Herpotrichiellaceae.